AUGAUCUUGCUCCCUAUCAUUCCGACCAGCGAUGGCAGUCUUAUAGUACUGCGCCACACAGAUUACAUCAAUGCCAUUGGGAUCCACCCGAGAGGACAUGCCAUGUGGUAUUCUUGGAUUAAAAAUGAGCACAUCCCCAUUCCUCAAACCUAUAGCUUUCCCAAGGGUGGGGAAGCAGAAGUACACCAGGAUGGGGGAGUCCCUAUCCAACUUCCCAGGGGCGACAAUGGAGAUGACAGAAACAUUGAAGUCAUCAUCUUCAUGCAUGCUGACAUAGCAGUUCUUGGCGACUGCAACAGAGGGGAAAUACGAAGCAACUUCACAGUCCUCAGUAAGCUGCAAAUCCUUCGUCCCAAGGAGCUCAUGGAGAAGUCUGAUUCCAUGGAUGGUUUUGGUGUCUAAAUAGCUCUCAGAUAUUUUCUUCACCUUCUGAAGGUGGUGCUUGAUGGCGGCAGUGUUUUUGGCUUCUAUGCCAGCAGGAAGAAACCUUCUGGAAUAUCCUUUGUCACCUUGGGGGACUAAAAUCCCACCAGUGAAAUAUCGUUGACUGCCCUGACCCUCCUCAAACACCAUCCUUCUU
This is a messenger RNA of Seminavis robusta, 580 nucleotides long. The record is from the annotation of a GenBank genome assembly. Lineage: Eukaryota; Bacillariophyta; Bacillariophyceae; Naviculales; Naviculaceae.